AUGAUUACGAAGUUCUACAAAAGUAAAUUGUUGAUCCAAAUUUAUCAAUAACAAAAGAAAAACCUUUUGUCAUUAAACAAUAAAGAUGAAAAUUUUUAGAAAGUUGUAUAUGAUAAAAAGUUUGAAGCUACAUUGUUUGAUAUCAAAAAUUUAGAAAAACUAAACUAUCUUGAAAUUGCUUUCAAAUUUUGGGAUAAAAUAGAAGAAAAUUCAACUCUAAUAAAAGCCUAAAUUUCUUUAGAAAAUAUUGGAUUAAAGACUGAAUUAUUGAAAAUAUUUUAACAAAACCCUUAGGAAUUAGAUUAUUUAAUAGAUGAACUUGCAAUUCAAAAUGAAAAAAAGAGAGAAGCUGUUAUUGAAAUAAUUAUUGAUGCUUUAAAAGAUUUGAAUCUUACAGGUUAUGAUUUUUAUGAUGAAUUUAUAAAUUAACAUCAUUUAAAAUAAAUAGAAAAAUAGAAAAAGUUAGGAAAAUCUAUAAAUGUUGAUUUUUUUCUACGUGAUUUAAAAAAAUAUUCAACUAACCUUGCUAAAGCAAUGAGCAUGAAUGAAAAGACUUAAGUAUACUAUUAACAAUAAGGAUUAUUAUAUAAGGAAUAAAGAGAAAAUGAAAAAUGGCUUAAUGAUUUUUUUAAUGAUGAUGAUUAAUUUGGAUCGUAUAGAAAAGAUAUACGAAGUUGUUCUCUAGUCUAAUCAAAUGGUGCUAACUUUUAAUUUACCCAUAAAUCAAUAUAAGAGUUCUUAAUUGCAGCUGAUUUAUAUGUGGUUUUAGUUCAAUCAAAAAAUUUUGAUACAUAAAUAUUAAAUAGAAUAAUAGAAAUUUAGUCAAAAGAAGAGAAUCAAAAUUAGGAUUGCUUAGAGUUUCUAAAAAAUAUCAAUUAAAAAUAUUCCUAAAAUUAUAAUUAAAUUUAAAAUUUAUCUCCGUUAUAAAAAUAAAAAUAAUUAGAUGCUUUUGAAUAAACUAUCAAUUAAAUCAUUCUUUUAAUCAAAAUCAUAAUCAAGCAUGAUUUUCAUUUUAUUAAUUAUUCUACUGAAAUAUACACUGAAACUAGAUAAUAUCUCAUUUAAAAAAUAUAAAAAGAGGUUAAAAUAAGUGAAUUUUUGAAAUUCUUAAUACAUCUUACAAAAAUUGAUAAAGAUUUUAUUAUAAGUGGAUCUAAUGCAAUUAAUUUAUUGGUGGAAAUGUAGGUGGAUAUAACAAACUAAAAUUUUGAAAAUAUAAGAAUAGAAAAUACUAAUUUAUUUGGAGGUAAUUUUGCUAAAUGCAAUUUAUCAAAGUCUUAAUUUAAGAAUGUGAAUAUCAAUGGAAUAAAUUUAAAUGGAGCUUAAUUAUUUGGAUGUAAUUGGUAAUAAUUAAAAAUAAACGAUUUGUAUUAAUUAGAUGGUCAUAGUUGUGAUGUCAACUCAGUCUGUUUCUCUCCUGAUGGAAAUACAUUAGCUUCUGGUAGUGAAGAUAAGUCUAUCCUUCUAUUAUAUCAAAAACAAGUAUUGUUCAGAUUAUAGAUUUAAAGAAAUUUAGAUUAAAAAUACAAGAUAUCUUUUUUUAACACCCCUUUGCAGUAAAAGAAUAUUAUUUAAAAUUUAGAUACAUCUAAUAUUAUGGUUUACCCAGACUUCAAUUAUUCAAGGUUUAAGAGAGUUUUUUAGAAAAAACCGUUCCUUUUUGGAGAAUUAUUGGAGUAA
Paramecium primaurelia is the source of this 1680-nucleotide messenger RNA. NCBI's taxonomy places the organism in Eukaryota, Ciliophora, Oligohymenophorea, Peniculida, Parameciidae. The record is from the annotation of a GenBank genome assembly.